UGGCAUUAGGGUUUUAUGGUUUCCUUGCUUUAUAAACGUUCAUUCUCUGGGACGUAACGCCUAGUGAGAGACCAAAAGCUCUGUCAUAGAAACGGCCCCCUUUGGAGCAGAGCCAUGGUGCACGUUUCCUUUUAUCGCAACUAUGGGAAGACAUUUAAGAAGCCCCGUCGUCCCUAUGAGAAGGAGCGAUUGGAUGCAGAGCUGAAGUUGGUCGGAGAGUAUGGUUUGCGGUGCAAGAGAGAGCUGUGGAGAGUCCAAUAUGCACUGAGUCGUAUCCGUAAUGCUGCUAGAAUGCUUUUGACUCUUGAUGAGAAGAACCCUCGCCGCAUCUUUGAGGGUGAAGCUCUUCUCCGCAGGAUGAACCGCUAUGGUCUAUUAGAUGAGAGUCAGAACAAGCUUGAUUAUGUAUUGGCCUUGACAGUGGAGAACUUCCUUGAGCGCCGCCUGCAAACACUUGUGUUCAAGUCUGGUAUGGCAAAGUCCAUCCACCACGCUCGGGUGCUUAUCAGGCAGAGGCAUAUCAGGGUUGGAAGGCAGGUGGUGAACAUCCCAUCUUUUAUGGUGAGGGUUGAUUCACAGAAGCACAUUGAUUUCUCCUUGACUAGUCCAUUUGGUGGUGGGCGUCCUGGAAGAGUGAAGAGAAAGAACCAGAGAGCAGCUAGCAAGAAGGCUUCUGGCGGAGAUGGAGAUGAGGAAGACGAGGAGUGAGUCACGAGUUUAGGACCAUGCUAUUAGAAACUAUGCUCUACCAUCUCAGCUAGUUUUGUUGUUACCUUUCAAGGGGCUAGUGUUUUCUUUUUCUUUUCUUUUUUUGAAGAAAUAUUAUUGCACAAAUGGUUUCGUUUUUGAACUUUGAUAUUGGUUUUGUUUUGUGAUGAAUUAUGUAGCUAUGACCUGGGCUGAGGAUUAUUAUCA
Molecule: messenger RNA, 915 nt
Organism: Hevea brasiliensis (rubber tree)
Lineage: Eukaryota; Viridiplantae; Streptophyta; Magnoliopsida; Malpighiales; Euphorbiaceae
Product: 40S ribosomal protein S9-2
Exons: 3
Coding region: 115-708 (197 amino acids)
Biological process (GO): translation; positive regulation of translational fidelity
Cellular component (GO): cytosolic small ribosomal subunit
Molecular function (GO): rRNA binding; structural constituent of ribosome
Source: RefSeq, a predicted model, not a curated record